Rhinolophus ferrumequinum (greater horseshoe bat) is the source of this 7239-nucleotide messenger RNA. It is a transcript of the gene CTNNA3, whose product is annotated as catenin alpha 3. The transcript is spliced from 18 exons. Gene Ontology annotation, biological process: cell-cell adhesion; cell migration. The record is from RefSeq and is a predicted model, not a curated record. Lineage: Eukaryota; Metazoa; Chordata; Mammalia; Chiroptera; Rhinolophidae. Gene Ontology annotation, cellular component: adherens junction; fascia adherens. Gene Ontology annotation, molecular function: beta-catenin binding; actin filament binding; cadherin binding. The coding region runs from base 120 to 2807 and encodes 895 amino acids.
GUGACUCACCAAGAAGUCUUCUUCUUCCUUUUUCCCCCUCAAAAGCUCUUUUUGGAUAAUUUCUUCCAAGAGCCGAAUUUUAAGCACAUUUACUUUAUAGGAAGCAACAGAAAGGCAGCAUGUCAGCGGAAACACCAAUCACACUGCAUAUUGAUCCCCACGAUUUGCAGGUCCAAACAUUCACUGUAGAGAAGCUACUGGAGCCUCUCAUAAUUCAGGUGACUACACUUGUAAAUUGUCCCCAGACUCCUUCCAACAGGAAAAAAGGAUGUUCAAAAAGAGCCAGAGUCCUUCUAGCUUCAGUGGAGGAAGCGACUUGGAAUUUCUUAGAUAAGGGAGAGAAGAUCGCCCAGGAAGCCACAGUUUUAAAGGAAGAGCUUACUGCUACACUUGAAGAAGUUCGCAAAGAAAGUGAAGCUCUGAAAGUAUCUGCUGAGAGAUUUGCAGAUGACCCCUGCUAUCUCCCGAAAAGGGAGGCUGUGGUGCAGGCCGCCCGUGCUUUGUUGGCUGCAGUUACCAGACUCCUUAUCCUUGCAGACAUGAUCGAUGUCAUGUGUCUCUUGCAACACGUGUCAGCUUUUCAAAGAACAUUUGAGUCUCUUAAAAAUGUUUCCAACAAAUCUGACCUCCAGAAAACCUACCAGAAGCUUGGGAAGGAGCUGGAAAACCUGGAUUAUUUAGCCUUCAAACGUCAGCAGGACUUAAAAUCUCCAAACCAGAGGGAUGAAAUUGCAGGAGCCCGAGCAUCAUUGAAGGAGAACUCCCCCCUCUUGCAUUCAAUUUGUUCAGCUUGUUUGGAACAUUCUGAUGUCGCUUCCCUCAAAGCCAGCAAGGACACAGUUUGUGAAGAAAUUCAGAAUGCCCUCAAUGUAAUUUCAAAUGCUUCCCAAGGCAUCCAGAACGUGCUGACUGCACCAGAACCUCAGGCUGCAACCCUGGGAAGUGCUCUUGAUGAGCUUGAAAAUUUAAUUGUCUUGGAUCCACUCACAGUGACUGAGGAAGAAAUAAGACCAUCCCUAGAGAAACGUCUUGAAGCCAUUAUCAGUGGGGCUGCUCUGUUGGCUGACUCUUCAUGCACGAGGGACUUCCAUCGGGAGCGGAUUAUUGCAGAGUGCAAUGCCAUUCGCCAGGCUCUCCAGGACCUGCUUUCAGAGUACAUGAACAAUACUGGAAAAAAAGAAAGGAGCAAUACCCUGAAUGUUGCAAUAGACAACAUGUGCAAGAAGACAAGAGACCUUCGCAGACAGCUGCGUAAAGCUAUUAUAGAUCAUGUGUCAGACUCCUUUUUGGAUACGACAGUCCCACUUUUGGUUCUCAUUGAAGCUGCCAAGAAUGGCCGGGAAAAGGAAAUAAAAGAAUAUGCUGCGAUAUUUCGUGAACACACCAGCAGGCUUGUAGAGGUGGCAAAUCUUGCUUGUUCCAUGUCAACAAAUGAAGACGGGAUUAAAAUUGUCAAAAUUGCAGCCAAUCACUUGGAAACCUUGUGUCCACAGGUUAUUAAUGCUGCACUUGCUUUGGCUGCAAGACCCAAAAGUCAAGUGGUUAAAAAAAACAUGGAAAUGUACAAGCGCACAUGGGAGAAUCAUAUCCAUGUCCUCACAGAAGCUGUAGAUGACAUUACAAGCAUUGAUGACUUCCUUGCUGUGUCUGAGAGCCAUAUACUAGAAGAUGUCAACAAAUGCAUCAUAGCCUUGCGAGACCAGGAUGCUGAUAACUUAGACCGAGCUGCCGGUGCUAUCAGAGGUCGGGCUGCAAGAGUUGCUCACAUUGUCACAGGCGAAAUGGACAGUUACGAGCCAGGGGAUUAUACUGAAAGUGUGAUGAGAAAUGUUAACUUCCUUACAAGUACUGCAGUUCCUGAGUUUGUAACACAAGUGAAUGUUGCCUUAGAAGCCUUAAAUAAAAAUUCUUUGGAUGUGCUUGAUGAUAAUCAAUUUGUGGAUGUCUCAAAGAAGAUCUAUGAUACAAUUCAUGAUAUCAGAUGUGCAGUCAUGAUGAUUCGGACCCCAGAGGAACUGGAGGAUGUUUCUGACCUGGAAGAGGAUCAUGAGGUCCGCAGUCACACCAGCGUUCAGACUGAAGGAAAAACUGACCGGGCUAAAAUGACUCAGUUGCCUGAGGCAGAAAAGGAAAAGAUUGCUGAGCAAGUUGCUGAUUUCAAGAAAGUAAAGAGUAAGCUGGAUGCAGAGAUUGAAAUAUGGGAUGAUACAAGCAAUGACAUUAUUGUUCUGGCCAAGAAGAUGUGUAUGAUCAUGAUGGAGAUGACAGACUUCACAAGGGGCAAAGGACCACUAAAGCACACAACUGAUGUAAUUUAUGCAGCUAAAAUGAUAUCAGAAUCAGGAUCAAGGAUGGAUGUCCUUGCUCGGCAGAUUGCAAAUCAGUGUCCAGAUCCAUCAUGCAAACAGGAUUUGUUGGCCUACCUAGAACAGAUUAAGUUCUACUCUCACCAACUGAAAAUCUGCAGUCAAGUUAAAGCUGAGAUCCAGAGCCUGGGGGGAGAGCUCAUCAUGUCAGCUCUGGACAGCGUCACCUCCCUAAUUCAAGCAGCCAAAAAUUUAAUGAAUGCUGUAGUGCAAACCGUGAAAAUGUCUUACAUUGCCUCCACCAAGAUCAUCCGAAUUCAGAGUCCUGCUGGGCCCCGGCAUCCAGUUGUGAUGUGGAGAAUGAAGGCUCCGGCAAAAAAGCCCUUGAUUAAAAGAGAGAAGCCAGAAGAAACGUGUGCAGCUGUCAGGCGAGGCUCAGCAAAGAAAAAAAUCCACCCAGUGCAAGUCAUGAGUGAAUUUAGAGGAAGACGUGUCUACUGAAACCACUAUUCUACUCUAGUGUCUAUAUGACAAAGUUCUGGCUAAACACACUGCCUUACUUUUACACUUGAUUGGUACUGUAAGUUCACUAGCUUUUAGAGUCUGACCCACCAGUAAUGUAAAACAUUAGAGGCUGAACCAACAUGAGCACCAUUCAUUUGGGAUCAUGUCAUUGUCAUCUCUGCAUGCCAGCAUUAAAUAAGUAAUCAAAAUAUGCUUGUUGAAUGAAUGAAAACUUCAGGUGUCAUCCAGUCUUUCCCAUCACAGAGAAUAUCUUCUAUUCAUUACUAAAUGAACAUAGUAGACUCAAUUGAGUCUUAUUCAUCUGUAACAUCUUGAGUACGUUCAUCCUUUUAUUUUUGAAUUAAAACACUGACAAACUUUUGACUUAGUUUUCAAUAGAAAUAAAUGACCUCAUAAAAUAUUUUCCCAUUUAAUCUCCAUACUUUCUUUAUCUGAUCUUACCUGACAGAGAUAUGCUAUAGGAAAAAUAAAAGUUUUCCUGCUAUAGGAAAAAAAAAUUCAAUCUCUACACAUCUGUAUCUGUUGUAAACUGAUGAGGCUGACAUCCAUCAGUAACUAACCAAGGUUCAACAGACAAGCUACUUCCUAAAUUUUAAAGGUCAGCCUCAAUUAUUAAUGAAGCAAUUUAUUAACAUUAUAAAGUGAGUUUUUAUGCUACAAAUGUGCCUUUUAGGGUUCCAUUGCAGUUAGCAGCUUUGCACAUUGAAUGUUGGGUUUAAAUGGGCCCAUCAGAAUUCAUACAUGGGAGAAGUUAUCAUCCACUUGGGAAAAUGGGACUUCUAACUAUAUCCCCGAGUGAGUUAUGCCAACAGAAGCGUAAACAGUUCCGAAUGACUCUAAAAUUCCAUUUGUAUCGGUUUGCAAUUUUAAUUAAAAGGCCAGUUUGGAAAACCUUGGAUAUUGAGUAAAAUAUAACUAUGUAAAUUGUACUAUUGAACUAUGAAGUAGAGUUAAUGGCAAUGAAGCUGGAGUGUUUUUAAUAAUAUUCUUUUAACUAAAAGUCAUCAAGGUCAUUUUAUAACUGUGCUCACUAUGCACAGUCCCAAUCACUGUGCUAGUUGAGUUUGUAAUGAACUUGAUAAUAGUCUGAGUCUAGUGCAUUGGUUUUCUAUCUUGCUUGUGCUUUCACUCUUGUGGUCUCUCUCUCUCUCUCUCUCUCUCUCUCUCUCUCUCUCUCUCUCACUCUCUCUCUCUUUCGGGUUAAAUUUCAGUUUCACUUUUUCUCACACCUAGAGUUUCCAUUCACAGGAGUUUAAAAAUGCAUUCCCUAUUCUGCUUUAUCAGAAUGAUACUGCAAUUGUAACUGCACUUUCUACAACAUUACCAUUGAGUUGUUUCUACAACCAUGUCAUCUUUACUUACAAGUAAAAUUCAAGUAUGCAGCACCAAUUGAUGUUAGGACCAAGGUGGAUAAAAGAAUAUGUGAAAUAUAAAAAUGCAUAAAAGUUGAGAGCAUGUUUUGUUUGGUAUCUUGAGCAAAAUGGCAUGGGAAAAGCAUUUACUUAAUAGGUUAUUAUCAAUUAUGGGAAAAUGUUAACUUCUCUUUAUUCUAAUGAAUUAUUUUAUUCUUCCAAAAUUCUGGGCUGCCAGGGUUCAGUACAUAAAGUGCCUAGGAAGUAAAAGCAAUAAGCCCCUCCCUGUUUUGUACUAUACACUGGGUCCAUAAUAAUUAUUCUAGACAGAGCCCACUCCCUAAAAGAGAAGGCAGUGCAAAAAAGAAUUAGGAAAUACAGAUAAUUCUAUUUUCCAGAACUAUCUAGAUAAAUGAGGCAAAAUAAGGAGAUUCUUUUUUUGAAACGUCACCAUGAUUUUCUGCUCUAAGAGUAGACAUUACACGAGUGACAUUUAUGAUACAUCCUUUAUCAGGUAGAAGUGCAAAUGUAUAAUUUAGCUGAGAAAGUAAAUUUUAAAAAUAUUACCAAAUUACUAGGAGUAUAGUUCCUAAAGCCACAUGCUCCAGAAGCAUAAGAGUAUCAUUUUGAAAAUCUAAUGUCUGUUUGAUUCUAUAUCAGUUUUUCACAGGUUGGAUUUUAGAAUGUAGCACUGGAUGCCAAAAGCAAAUAACUUGAAAUGAUAUCAUUACCAAAUAACCUCUGUAUCUUUACAAAUAAAAAAGGUACAGAGAUGUGAGCAAGGCCUCCUCUUCACACUAGGUAGGUUUCCAGCUUAUCUCAAAGUAAACAACUUAGCAUGAAACAAAACUUAAUGAAAAAAUGAACUUGGAGAACAUCCCAGGAAUAAAGUCUGCUGUAGUAAUCAAAGGUGCAGUAAGAACAGGUGCAUAGCACUGAGAAAGAAAUCUGUCCACCUGAGUGAAUUCCUGUGGGCAACAUUUCAAGAUUAAUCCAGUUCAGACCUGCUAAUAACAUAAGUGAUAAUACACAAGAAAAAUUAGCAGCAAAUAUAUUAACAAACACUGGCACUAUAAAACAUAGUUAAAUGAAUCUAAUAAAUAAGUAUGAAUGCAUUAGCUAUAUUUAUAUGUAAGCCCUUCUUCUGUAGGGGAAUGGCAGAAAUUUAAUUAGAAUGUUACCUUGGUGGCCCAUCUAAUGCCUUUUGAAAUCACAUCACAGAGAUCAGUUCUUCUGAUGAUGAUACAUUUGCUUUAUCCUAAUUAAAACUCACUUUUUUUUCUUGUAGUGAAAUCAAUUUAUGUAGGAAAAAAAAAUCUUUGAGAGGGAGGAGAGUGUUUAGACUACCCAGAAGGACAGCUUCAUCCUGAAUAGCCACCAGCAUCACUGUCAAACAUUAGACUGGAAUUAGAAUGAUAACGUAGAAAAUAUCCAUGAAAUCAUAAUCUACUAAAAAUUCUUCUACUUAGAAACACUGGAAGGUUUUCCUCAAACAGGAAAUGUGAGAAAUAUAAGUCUCUACCUUUUAUUUAUCAAAAGUGUAAAUUAUUUGAUUAAACUAUUUGUUUCUUUCUAAUGGAGUUUCUGGGUACAACUCAAUGAAUGGGUCAGGAAAAAAAAAUUCAAACACUAAAUGUCUAAGUUGAUUUGUUAAUGAUCCCCUUUCUGUCUGUCUUAUGAUAUGAAUGAAAACUAUGACUAUAUUAGAAAAUACAAUAUUCUUAAAUGUGCCUUCUGGCCUUUGCAAUUCUCUUAACUGAUGAGCAUGAAUAUAAACAUAUGUCCCCCAUAAAAUUCCUCCUGUUUAAGGGGUAAAGAGCCCGAUAGUCACACAAAAAGGCCCAUUUUUUUUCAGUCUGGCAUUCCUGCACGCUUAACAGCUUCAAAGGAAGUCAGUUUUCAAGUCACAUUAGAGCAAGAUAGUUAAAAUUGUGAACAUAGAGUUAAGUGCCCAAUUUGGGUCUCAAAGCCAAUAAUUAGAGCUCCUCAAUUUCAAUAAUGAGUGGCUGAAAAGAUUAAUGUGUGAGAACAAAGAACGUAUUUUCAGUGGCUUUUUACACCUUCACGUUCAGAGUGGUCUUUUCAGCUCACCCAUCCCUAGGAGGAUGCGCUAAGUAUCCUCCUGCUAACUGUUGAUAUUUUCUACCAGAAUGAUGCACUCAGGCCUGCUCAUACCAGUCAAUUACCUCCAGUUAACAUCCUUUCCUCUUCCCUGCACCAAAAGCAUCUCUUUUCCAUGUCUCAUCACCUCAGGUAUCUGUACCACAUGAAAAUUGAUAAAUAGAUUCUAUAGAGUUCUAGUUAAAACCAUGGAUUUUAGUUCCCAGCAGCCUUAUUCCUUGGUUGUUUCUAUUCCAGAAAUAUUCUGAUAGUUUUUGGUGUCGAAUGCAUACUUCCAUGCUAGGAAUUGUGGCUCCCAUGGGUACAGAUUUCUGUAUAGUCGUGGCAGAAUGAGUAGAAUGACAUCUGAGACUUUUCCUUGUGAUAUUUAUCAUUCGCCGGUGACCUCAUUGCAGAAUUGCCAGCUUGUUCUGGUGUCAUUUUAAGUAAUUCUUUAGGUCAGCAAAGCAGGCACUGGAAUAUCAAGUUGAAUGAAAUUCAACUGUACUUUCUUUUGUCAGUCUAUUUUCUGCCGAGUCAACCUGCCUAUUGCAUAGUUAGGAAUCAAAUAGCCAUUUUCCACUUUGGAAAGUCAGAACUGUUUUUGUUUGACUUGAUCAGGAAGUUUUGGGGUAUCCAGUUAAAAGAUUUUAACCUGCACAUUAAUUCAAUGAUUUUUUUUUUUUAAGUAAACUAGGAAAAUUUCCACAACCUGUGAGGCUUACAUUCAUAUAAAAAUCUCUUUUUUCCUUGUGUGAUACAAUCCCUCGAAAGAAAAUUUCAUUGGGGCUAAGUGAUAGCAUAAUGAUUUUUCUUCCAUAUCCAUGACUAACAAGUCCCUGAAAACAGAAGUAGAUAUGUGUUAUGCCUAAUUUAGUAUCUAAUAAUUGGGACUUGAAACAAAAUUUUCUUGGGCAAGUUGGGUGAUUAAAUAUGAAUUAAAAUUUCCAAUGAAA